AUGGGUCGAUUCAGCCGCAAGAACAGCAGCGUGGUCUCACUCACCUCCAGCAGUAACGAAGGCUUCGAAGCCGAAACCUCUCGCGGCACGAGCAUGUACAACAGUCAAAGCGGCUCGUCCCGAGGACACGGUCCGAGCCAGCCCGUUUCGCCAUGUUCUCCUAACCCACCUCUGGCGUCGGCCAAGGACGGAACCAGCGACACGGAAUAUACCAAGUCCUCCCUCUUCGGCAGACGGCGUGGCUCAUCUGUCUCCAAGACAGAAUCCGAGUCACACGACUCUAGCUUCACCAAGUUCGGAACUGCGUCGACAAAGUCCGGCUCCAGCGGUGUCGGAACCUUCCGUGGCCUGGGACGCCGGCUAUUCAACCGCUCCAGCUCGAACCUCAAGCCUGGAUCCUCCCUCCCUUCGCGCUCACAUUCGGCCUCAUCCGACAGCACACAGGCUCAUUCGCCUCCGCUGACGCCGACGACGCCCCCGCCGCUACAGAUCCAGCCCGUUUGGCUACCCAACGGACAGAAGGACUUUUUUUCCAACUUCUCCAGCCUUCCGUCCAGCGUUGACGUCCCCGCUCAUCAAUCGCAUGGUUUGCGCAUCCCCAGCGACACCACCGUUCAGAUCAGUCCAAAGACGAGCCAAAGCGCGUUCUUUGACCUCCCCAGCUCCUUCGACAGUGGUAGAGAACACUCGUUUGAUGCCGGUCCGAGCAACGGACAUGCUUCUACCAGCACGUCUUCGCAUAGCAACACCAUCUUCUCAUCCCCAAUCUCGACCCCAAGAGCGGCUGCGCAAACUCCUUCCUUCAGCAACACACUCUCGAGACGCGAGAUCCCCGCCGUGAUCGAAGAGGAGGCCGACUCUGACUUUCUGCGUGCCGUGCUGGAUUUUGGCGAACGCGAAGACACCUCACCCACCUCGCCCUCUUACAGGGGUGGCCGAGCAGCUCCGCUUCCAACAAGAUCGAGCUCGCUGGGUCAGAUCGCAGGUAUCGCCUCGAUCCCAUCCUACGCCACUUCUUCAUCCACUCCGAGGCCGCCUAUGCACAGGACACCCGACGGUCGCAUGGUGCUCACGCAAAAAGCAGCGAAGGACUUUGAGGCGGAGGUGCCCACGCCGAGAUAUGUCGUCGUGCAGCGCAAAUUCCGCAAGGGUCUCUUUAAGAAUGCGAAUGACUCCGAGUCGGAGGACGAGUACGGGAACGAAGAAAAUGGAGACGAUGGCGAUGCCACAGUGGUUGGCUCGUCUAGCCAGGCCACGUCCGCAGGUGCACAGCAGGAGGGUCAAACUGAGGCCCCGACUCGAUUCCCGUCCUCGUUCGCAAAGUCGUCGUCGAGGACCCAUUCACCUGCCAACGAUGGCUUUCGACGUCAGGCCGGUCUCGAUUCGGCCGCCAAGAAGGCGCUCUACAAUUGCACGCUGCUCAAAGUUCACAUGCAUCUGGCGCCUACACUUGCGAGCGACGAGGAAGCACGAACGCUCAUCCCUAUCAUUGCAGCUGGAGAGGUGCUGUACAGCAACGAAGAUCUCAAAUUUCCUCGUUCGAUCAACAGCGCGUCCAAAUUGCAACAGCAUACGAGCACACACGGCUUCGCACGCAGUCUGCAGGUCGCUCUCGCGCGGACUGCGAUCAUGCGUAAACUACGACGCGACAAGUUGAGCAUCGACCAAGAAGUCGAGAUCUCUUGGUUCCAGCGUCGCUACGGCAGUGCAGGCAUUCCUGCCGAGCACAUUGCCAAGGCGCUACGACAGAGGCAGAUGGUCAGUCCCGAGGCGCUGGCUAAGGCGCCCAUCGCUGCUGCGCCCCAUGACUCGGGCGUAGCGAUUGCAACCAGUCUCGCGUCAAGCCGAAAGCUGAGCAGCAUCGUCGGCGUGGAUUCGAGCCAGAAACAUGACAAGAAUGGCAUCGUCGCGUGGGCACAAAGGCCGAGCUUUAUGGAAAGGCAUGUCGAAGUGCUGCCUGCCGACGAGUUUGCACCGGGCGAGGUGAUUGUGGCCGGAGCGGCAAAGCUUGCGCCCCAACCUGGCAUGGCGCAGUCUGCACCUCUGAAGUCGACCGUCUCCUUCUCGCCGAGAAUCCGCGUGCUAGCUGGUCUUCCUUCUGUCCAAGAAGAGAAGCAUCAACUUGACCUCAUGCUCCGAUUGAAGGAACGCGAAGCGAGGCGCGCCGCGAGGCGGGCUUCGCCCAGCGACGGCGGGGUGUGGGAAGGGCCAGAUCGUCGCGCAUCAUCCGUCUCUCGCUCACUCGGGGGUUUGCAGCCGGCUUCUCCUUCCAACAAGCAGAAGAGACUCCCGCCAUGGAUGGUACCUCCCAGUCCUCAGCUGCUGUCGCCUCAGUACAUGGGAGAGCUACGAACCUCACGGAGUGCCUCGGACGCUCCCGCUACGUUCAGUAUGCUGCAUCAGAAUGGCAGCGCGACUUCCAUUCCAGAGGUCAAGGAGCCUGAAGAGCAGGCCGCAGACAGCAGCGACGAGGAAGUUCCGUUGGCACACUUGCAGACGUUCCGAGCACACCGCAGUGCUGAGAAGGAGAGGAUACACAUGCUCGAGCAUGAGAUUGCACUCCUGAAGCACAGGGAAGGGGAGCGAGACAGGGAUGAAGAGGACAGGAAGGCGCGAGAGGAGGAGGCCAGACGGAUCGAGGCCGAGCGCGCCUAUGAGGAGCGUAAGGCUGCUUUGGAUGCGCGCAAGAUGGAGAGGAAUCGUAGAAUCUUGCAAGAGGCAAGGGAGAGGCGUGGGUUUACCAGGCAGUCGGUGCUGCUCGCCGAGCCCAAUUAUGGCGCUGGCAACCCGUUAUUAAGCCCCCACCAUAAGCUGAACCCAGGCAGUUCGCCGAGCUCGCCCAAUCUUGCCGCCGUGCACGAGCAGGCGAGUUCGAGUGUAGCUAGGGCGAUGCAGCACGACGCAUCGCUCAACAAGCUGCAAGGCAACCGCAUCGCACCUUCCGCCGGUCUUUACACGCAGCAAGAGGGGCAGAGGAGGUCCAAGACCUCGGUCGUUGCAGCCGCAACAUCGCCGAUCCAGGAGCAAACAGGCCCUCGCAUCCACCCGCCCGAUUCCGCGGUCUCGCCGCUUGUUGAUUUGCAUCGAAAUGCUUCGAUGGCCAGCCUCGUCGCGCCUGCGGGACAGCACAGCUUGCCACACCAGCGAAGCAUGGCUAUGCUGCCAACGUCUCCACAGAUCACCGAGCGAAGGACGUCGCUGAAACCACUCGCGCACGAACCGAAUCCGCAAGAUGGUUAUGCACGACUGCACCCUGCGCAGUCAAUGCAUCACUUGGCCCCGCAUUCACCCAGCAUGCAUCACCUCUCUCCGGGAUACGCUGCGUCUCCAAGCAUGCUUUCGACCAGUCCGACGGCGGGCAUGAUGUCUCCGCAGCCGUUGCUGAUGGAUCCGCGCCUUUCGAUGAGCAUGACGAACCUACAUGCGCAGGCGUAUCUCCAAGCGCAGCAUCAUGCUGCUCACAUGGCGAAUCCAGUGCUGCAGGGGCAGCCGCCGAUGGCUCAGACCGCGAAGGUCAGCUCGAGAGUGAGGCCGAGGAUCCCGGCGCCACUGGUAUCGCUGAAUGGCGACGUGGUGCCGAGCAGCGCGUUGUCAGCUCGAGGAAGCCGCUGA
Messenger RNA from Pseudozyma hubeiensis SY62, 3612 nucleotides. RefSeq lists its product as hypothetical. The record is from RefSeq and is a predicted model, not a curated record. Bases 1 to 3612 code for a protein of 1203 amino acids. The transcript has a single exon. Lineage: Eukaryota; Fungi; Basidiomycota; Ustilaginomycetes; Ustilaginales; Ustilaginaceae.